UCCUUAUCUUCAUCUCCUUCAUUCCUCAGCCCCAUCUCUCUCUCUCUCUCUCUCAACCUCACAGUGGGAGUGGUACUAGAGAAAUGAGAACAGAGAUGGUUGAAGACGUUGUAAUAAUUGGUGCUGGAAUAGCAGGGCUCACUACGGCCUUAGGACUUCACGGGAUGGGAUUGCGAAGCUUGGUAUUGGAAUCAUCAGACAGCUUGAGGGCCUCUGGGUAUGCACUUGUGUUAUGGGCUAAUGCAUGGAGGGCCUUGGAUGCGAUAGGCAUUGGUGAUUUCCUCAGAGAACAACAUUUUGAGCUUGAUGGGUUUGUGGUGACAUCAACCAUAUCUGGCCUUGCUACCUCCCAUACGCCAUUUAAGGCUGACAGGAAAUAUGAGGGCAAUGAAGUUCGUUCUGUGAAAAGGAAAGCUUUGCUAGAAGCCCUUGCAAAGGAUCUACCACCAGGCACCAUUAGGUUCACUUCCAAGAUUGUUUGUAUUGAAGAAGCAGGCAGCUUAAAACUGCUGCAUUUGGCUGAUGGGUCCAUCCUCAAGACCAAGGUAUUAAUUGGGUGUGAUGGAGUGAAUUCAAUUGUUGCAAAAUGGCUGGGACUUGAAAAUCCAGUCUUCUCUGGGAGAUGGUCAAUUAGGGGCUGUGGAGAGUACUUGGGUGGACAUGGCCUUGAGCCCAACUUCUUCCAGUUCUAUGGAAAUGGCUUUCGCUCUGGUCUAGUGCCUUGUGAUGAGAAGACUGUAUAUUGGUUUUUCACUUGGAUUCCAUCUGCCGAGCAGAAAAACAUACAAGAGAACCAGGCCAUGAUGAAACAGUUUGUGUUGAGUAAUCUGGGGAAAGUACCGGAGGCCUUAGAGAAUGCCAUAGAAAACACUCCCUUGGGAAGUUUUGUGGCCUCACCAUUAAAGUUCAGGAAGCCAUGGAAUGUGUUAUGGGGAGAGAUCACCAAGGGAAAUGUCUGUGUAGCUGGUGAUGCCCUCCACCCGAUGACACCGGACAUCGGUCAAGGUGGGUGUGCAGCCUUAGAAGAUGGUGUUGUUCUGGCUAGGUGCCUUGCUGAAGCCCUGCCAAAGGAGUCAAGAAGAGAAUCUAACUUAAGAGUUGAAGAUAAAGAAGAUGAUGAAUUCAAUAGGAUAAAAAAAGGUUUGGAGAAAUUUGCAAAGGAAAGGAGGUGGAGAAGCUUUGAACUUAUUAGUACAGCUUAUUUGGUGGGUUGGAUGCAACAAAGUGAAGGAAAAGUCAUCAGUUUCUUAAGAGAUAAUUUUCUGUCAUCAUUCUUAGCUGGAUUGCGGUUGAAGAGUUCUUCUUAUGAUUGUGGGAAACUCAAUAUCUCUUAAGUUGUUCUUACUUUAGAAGUGGUUAUCCUUGUCCUUGAGAUAUGUAUUAAAUUAAAAAUUUUAGAGAGAGCAGAGUUUUAAAAGUAGAUCAACUCAAGGUGAAUGAACACUCUUUUGAGUACA
Messenger RNA from Macadamia integrifolia, 1457 nucleotides. Its product is annotated as monooxygenase 2-like. Bases 84 to 1334 code for a protein of 416 amino acids. The record is from RefSeq and is a predicted model, not a curated record. Lineage: Eukaryota; Viridiplantae; Streptophyta; Magnoliopsida; Proteales; Proteaceae. The transcript has 6 exons. Gene Ontology annotation, molecular function: FAD binding.